AGAGAGAGAGAGAGAGAGAGAGAGAGAGGGAGAGAGAGGUGAAUGGAGUCGCCGCCACAGGACGACACCUGCUCGAUCUGCCUUGGAAGCUUCACGCACCCCUGCCAAGCCAAUUGUUCCCAUUGGUUCUGCGGAGAGUGUAUUCUGAGCGUCUGGCAUCAUGGAUCCAUCUUUCAGCAAUGCAAAUGCCCCAUUUGUCGUUGUUUCAUAAAUUUACUGAAACCUACUGAUGCCAGUGUUCAAGAGGGCAAGGACAGAAAAGCUAACCAGGUUCUUAAAACCAUUAAGAAGUACAACCGUUCAUUUGGCGGAGAACCAUCCAACCUCAUGCAGAAGUUACAGAACCUUCCAUUCUUCAUCAGAAGGCUGGCAAUGGUACUGAUGGAUCCGCGGAGGCCACUGCCUUCUCUCUUCAGAGCACAUAUCACUUUUGCCCUGUCACUAAGUGCAAUGUAUGUGCUGAGUCCGGUGGACUUGCUUCCAGAAGACGUAUAUGGAGUCGUUGGUUUACUAGACGAUCUCCUCGUUUUGCUGCCAAAUUUGCAGGUUAUUUUCAUCAACCGUCAGAAGAUGCUGUUCAUUGUAGCACUGGUAAUCUCUAUUCUCCAGUAUUUGCACAUGUUAUUAUUUCAUGUUAAAAGAAGUACUUGCUACUAUAAUCAUAUGUUGCAUUUUUUUAUGCCUCUACAUGUUAAAAGUGAUUUUCUGGUAUGCCAUAGUGCUUGCUUAAUGAGGGAUUGCACUUGAAUUUUAUUAGUCUCAGGAGGGUUGCUCCAUAUUGUGGGAUGGGCAAACCUUUUUAAGUUGUCAUCAAUUACUGAAACAUCACCAAAGUAGCUUCUCUUCUAGGUUUCCAGGAUAGCUUGGUUGUUUGAGUGAUGCCAUCUUUUCCCAGUCCUAUACAGAUGAUCUUUGAAAACUGAUCCAACCUUAGGAAACUAGCUUAGUAUGCCCAACAGUGACUGCUCUAAAGUUGUGGGAAAUAAAAAGUAUUCUGGGAGUUGAUUCAAAGAAUCAUAGUGUUGGUCAACAUAUUGUUUUCUUGGUGUAUAACUAACCGGUUAAGACAACCAUAAGGAGUUGUAACACCAUUUUAUUUCCAUCCACUGCAUGCCAACAUGAGUGUCAUUUGGAGGUGUCAAAUCUAUGUAUGAUACGGGUAGUUUAUUUGUUUCUGAAAAUAUAGUUUGGUAGUGAGAAAAAGAAAGCGAUAAAAGAAAUGGUCAAAGAUUUGACAUAUUAGAGGUUUCAGUAUGAAAGAAAUGUCAGACAAUGCAAAUCAAAUUUUGUAAUGUAAAA
Molecule: messenger RNA, 1299 nt
Organism: Musa acuminata subsp. malaccensis (wild Malaysian banana)
Lineage: Eukaryota; Viridiplantae; Streptophyta; Magnoliopsida; Zingiberales; Musaceae
Molecular function (GO): nucleic acid binding; ubiquitin protein ligase activity; RNA-DNA hybrid ribonuclease activity
Source: RefSeq, a predicted model, not a curated record